This is a messenger RNA of Cryptomeria japonica (Japanese cedar), 992 nucleotides long. RefSeq names its product photosystem I reaction center subunit III, chloroplastic. Lineage: Eukaryota; Viridiplantae; Streptophyta; Pinopsida; Cupressales; Cupressaceae. Gene Ontology annotation, biological process: photosynthesis. Bases 100 to 807 code for a protein of 235 amino acids. The record is from RefSeq and is a predicted model, not a curated record. Gene Ontology annotation, cellular component: photosystem I reaction center; chloroplast thylakoid membrane; photosystem I. The transcript has a single exon.
CUUAUCCAUUGAAGACCUCUCCCUUACAAGAAUUGAUUUUGCCCCAAAAGUAUUAGACUAUUAACCCCUGUGCCAGAAAACCCAACAAGAACAGAGAAAAUGGCAGGAGUUUCAGUUCCAACAGGGCUAAUGAAGCCCUUAGCAGGCAGAUCACUGGGUUGCAGAACGCCAUGCCGGGUGGAAAGGCGAGUAGUGAUGUGCUCAGCGAGUGAGGGCUCGGAAUCGAACAAGGGCAUGAUUGCAUUUGGGAAGAAGAUGUCGACAGCCCUGGCUCUGGCGGCGGUGAUGACGAGCGGAGCGGCGGUGGGGACAGCGCAGGCGGACAUUGCAGGGCUGACUCCCUGCAAGGAAUCCAAGGCCUUCGAGAAGAGGGAAAAGCAGGCCCUAAAGAAGUUGCAGAACAGCCUCAAGGCUUACGCCCCUGAGAGUGCUCCUGCCCUGGCAAUCAAGGCCAGUAUUGAGAAGACAAAGCGCCGAUUCGACAAUUAUGGGAAAGAGGGGCUGCUCUGUGGCACUGAUGGCCUGCCCCACCUGAUUGUCGAUGGCGACCAGGCCCAUUGGGGAGAAUUCAUCACUCCUGGCCUCCUCUUUUUGUAUAUUGCUGGAUGGAUUGGGUGGGUUGGGCGCUCCUACCUCAUUGCUGUUCGCGCUGAGAAGAAACCCACCGAGAAGGAGAUCAUCCUUGAUGUUCCUCUUUACGCCCGCAUCAUCGGCCGAGGGUUUAUCUGGCCUCUUGCUGCUGCCAAUGAGUUCCUCAGUGGCAAGCUCAUUGAGGACGAUGCCAACAUUACUGUUUCUCCCAGAUAAAUUUUCAAUCUCACCCAUCCUUUUGUAUUUGAUCCUUGUGUUUUCUUUUGGACUCCAUGAUGCUGCUAUUUCUGUUUCUGUUCCAGAUGCUCUGAUGUAACUUCUGAAAAUGUGUAUUCUUUCUUGGUUCUUCAUGCUCUUACCUACAACAUUAUAUUACCUGAAUUUCACUUAUACAUUUUAAA